Diospyros lotus (date-plum) is the source of this 1920-nucleotide messenger RNA. RefSeq names its product pentatricopeptide repeat-containing protein At5g42450, mitochondrial. The coding region runs from base 145 to 1812 and encodes 555 amino acids. The record is from RefSeq and is a predicted model, not a curated record. The transcript has a single exon. Lineage: Eukaryota; Viridiplantae; Streptophyta; Magnoliopsida; Ericales; Ebenaceae. Gene Ontology annotation, biological process: RNA modification. Gene Ontology annotation, molecular function: protein binding; RNA binding.
UCAUUUACCCUAAAUACGAAAAUGAACAAAAGAAUACUCUUUUUCUUUCCUUACUCUCAACCCUUAAUUUAAAUUCCAAUGCGAACCCCAAUUAGCAAUCAGAUCGCCAUUUAGCAAUCCAAAAUUGAUGAUUGGCGUCUGGCGAUGCUGAAAAACCAGUUCUGGGCACACGUGAAAUCCAGAAUACGUGGGCUCUUCCCAUCUCAACCCAUUUUCAAGCUUCGCAGACAAGCUCAUACUUCGGCUCACGACCAUCUUAUUCAAACCCGAAUAGCCCAUGGACGAGUCCUUAAACUAGGAAUUUCAACUGUAGAAUCAGGCAUUGUCAAGUCUUAUUGUGAAUCCAGCGCAUUCUUGGACGCCCGCCAGUUGUUCGACGAAACGCCCGACUGGGAUGUUGUGUCGGCCACGGCAACAAUUAGCCGCUUUGCUCGACACCGUUGUCACAGCGGAGCGUUUUAUCUCUUUUCAAGAAUGGCUAUGAUGAAUAUCAGCCCUAAUGAGUUCACUUUCAGCACUGUAAUCCAUUCAUCCACUGCUCUGCAGGACCUCUAUUCAGGGAGGCAACUUCAUGGUUUUGCAGCAAAGAUUGGACUCGAUUCAAAUGUCUUUGUGGGCAGUGCAAUUUUGGACCUCUAUGCCAAGUUGAGCAGUGUUGAGGAAGCUCAGAGAGCCUUUGAAGAUAUCCAUGAGCCAAAUGUGGUUUCUUACUCAACUUUGAUCUAUGGGUACCUCAAGAAAGAGAGGUUUGAUGAUGCUCUCAACCUUUUCCAGGCAAUGCCUGAGAGGAACGUUGUUUCGUGGAAUGCAAUGAUUGGUGGAUAUAGUCAAAUGGGUCACAAUGAGGAGGCUGUGAAUCUUUUCAUUCAGAUGUUGAGAGAAGGAUUAGUCCCUAACCAGUCUACUUUUCCUUGUGCCAUUAGUGCAGCUUCCAAUAUAGCAGCCCUUGGAAUGGGAAGAAGUUUGCAUGCCUGUGCAGUCAAGUUUUUGGGCAAUCUUGAUGUGUUUCUUGGCAAUUCUCUGGCCAGCUUUUAUGCAAAAUGUGGAAGUAUGGAAGAUAGUCUCCUGGUAUUUAGUAAACUUCCUGAAAGAAAUACAGUUUCUUGGAAUGCUUUGAUAUGUGGUUUUGCUCAAAAUGGAAGAGGAAAUGAAGCCUUGGAUUUGUUCCAGAAAAUGCAACACGCGGGUCUUCAACCUAAUAGCAUAACUCUACUUGGUGUACUACAGGCUUGUAACUAUGCAGGCCUUGUUGAUGAGGGUUAUUUGUAUUUCAAUCGGGCAAGACUUGAGGACCCUAGCUUUCUGAAACCGGAGCACUAUGCUUGUAUGGUUGAUCUACUUUCUCGUGCUGGACGCCUCCAGGAAGCGAAGAGGUUUAUCGGUGAUUUGCCCUUUGAGCCGGGAAUUGGGUUUUGGAAAGCCCUGCUAAGUGGAUGCCAAAUCCACUCUAACAUUGAAUUGGGCGAGCUUGCAGCCAGAAAAGUUUUGGAUUUAGAUCCUGGAGAUGUUUCUUCAUAUGUAAUGCUAUCGAAUACACAUUCUGCAGCUGAAAGAUGGAAGAGCGUAGCGAUGAUCAGACAAGAGAUGAAAGAGAAAGGGAUGAAAAGAGUUCCCGGAUGCAGUUGGAUUGAAAUCAAAAACCAUGUUCAUGUCUUUGUUACUGCAGAUAGGAGAGACAGCAAGAGGGAUGAGAUUUAUUUGGUUCUCAGGUUGUUUCUUGAACAUGUAUCUGAUGACCAAGCUCUCAAUUUUUUGACAGAUUAUUACAUCCAGCUUUAUAAUGAAGAAUUGAUCCAAGAGGCUCUGGUUUAGAAUGGAUCAGCUGUGUGUGAAUUGGCGUAUGUCACUCUUGUUUUCAUCUGGAAAGGCAAACGCAAAUAUAAGCUUAGUGGACACCACCCAGCCAUGUUCUUCCUUUCA